GUUUUUCACAAAAUUAUUACAACGGGUCACCAGCGUCUCCAGCCUCUCUUUGAUUGCCUUAUUACCAUCAUCGAUAAUGUCUCACCUUACGUGAAGAGCCUCUCAAUGGUCUCAGCCUCUAAGCUGCUGCAUCUCACUGAGGCAUUCAGUCAACCCUGGUUCCUCUAUUCUGCUCCAAAUAACUACCAGCUUGUUCUCUUCCUCCUCGAGGUCUUUAACAACAUUAUUCAAUACCAAUUCGACGGAAACUCAUGUUUGGUGUACUCUAUCAUUCGGAAGCGUCAGGUGUUUUACCAGCUGGCAAACCUGCCUUCUACUGAUGAGGAUAUUCGGGAGAUUCUCUCCAAACACGGUGGUCUUAGGCGACGAUUUGAGGUGCCUUCUGAGACAGAGGAAGAUGACCCGGAAGAAGAGGUGGUGGAGGAGGAGUUGGAAGUAGAUCAAGAGGAAGAGAAAGCACCGAAUAAGACGACUGAAGACAAGGAAGUAGUAGAGGAGGAGGUGAUUGAGAAGAAACAUAAAGAAGGAGUAGAGGGGAUGAAUGGUGAUUCUACUAAGGCGUCUUCAAAGGAGGUUGGAUCAAAGAGCGAUGGCACGGCAGAGGCUGACGAUGCAAACGAACUUAGCAACUUGCAGACAAGUCUUGUGGGUACUCCCAGUCUCGCUAGCAUGACAACAGGCACUGCACCGGUGGGCUCAUCAGCCGAUGCCGCGGAACGUGUUUCCGGAGAUGACCUUCACUCCCACGAAGGUCCUUUUUCCCCGGUCCACAUUGCCUUUCCCUCCUCCUCCUCCACUGAUGUGCCUGGAAGUCGUCAGUUGGAGGAGACUUUUGCUGUUACUCACUCGCCUGAUUUCAUCAUUGAAAAAGUCAAAUAUUCAUUAACGCGAAAACUCUUUGGCAUUAAAUUGCACACCUAUUUUCCAUAUUUACAGCGAAGGAAGGUGGAAACUAAUAAAGCUUCAAGCCUAAAAUCCGAGGAAGGAACCACCACUUCAACUGCUGUCAUAACGGAAUCGUCGAAACCUUCGAAAAAGUCCCAGCCUCGUCGAAUGACAGCAACAUCUGCGGCGGCAUCUAGCACCACCACGACGACGAUGCCAUGGCGACCAACAGCGCGCUGGGUGGCUGAAUGGCGUGAGAUGCUCCCCCUCCAGACCAUUAUGCGGAUGCUUCAAGUCCUUGUUCCUCAAGUGGAGAAGAUUUGCAUUGAGAAAUCACUCAAGGACGAACCGCAAAUCUUGAAGUUCUUACAGAAUGGAACUUUAGUUGGCUUGCUACCAGUGCCACAUCCAAUCUUGAUCCGAAAGUAUCAAUCGAAUGUCUGUACCACUGUCUGGUUCCGCACCUACAUUUGGGGUGUGAUUUACCUCAGAAACUCAGAUCCACCAAUCUGGUUCGAUACCAAUGUGCGUCUUUUUGAGGUUCAACGGUCAUAG
Rodentolepis nana is the source of this 1440-nucleotide messenger RNA. The record is from the annotation of a GenBank genome assembly. NCBI's taxonomy places the organism in Eukaryota, Metazoa, Platyhelminthes, Cestoda, Cyclophyllidea, Hymenolepididae.